UGUAAAGGAUUCGAAUAGCUAGAGUUCGGAUUAUCUGUUUUUGAAGUUACUUUCGAGGUUCUGAAAAUAGGCAUUUUAAAUUUUACUAUCGCGAAUUUCCAUUUAAAAUUGAAAGUGAGCAAGAUAAUUUUCUAAGGCAGUCCUUAGCAUACUCAUUCCUGAAAAAAUUCCAAAGUAUUUUUGUUUUGAGUAAGAUCGAAUUUAAAUAUUUCAAGAUGUUAUGAUUUUCAUUAGGUGGUUAUUUUCUAUCUGAAUCAUAAUAUCGUAACAUUAGAAUUUAUUUAUAAAGUUUAAAAUGGUAUGACAGAGUUUUAUAGUGAGUUAAAGUAAAUCGUAAGACUCAAUAAAAUGGUAAAAACAGUGCUUCUUAAGACUUAUCACAUUACAAUUCAAAAGAAACAUAUUUUUUCUAAAAGCUUUGUGAAUUUUUAAUUAUUAAAGUAUUUAAAAAAAAAGUCAAUUACAAAACCAACAAAAGUUAAUUUUUCACAAAAGAAUCAUUUACGAUAGAUUUUGUUUCGGAAUACAGCUCAAAUCUUUCCAAUGUAGAAACAUAAAAACCUGUUAAUUUGCGUACAACUUCCAAAAUCAAAGUUUGAUUUUGAAAAAUUGAAGUUAAACUUUAAGCUAGGAAUUGCAGUUUGGAGAGAACCGAAACUCUCCAUAAGUUGCAACUCCGCAGUGCCUACUUCGACUCUCUUGCUGCCGAUGCCGCAGCUUGCGUCGCUGCCGCGUUUUGCGUCGACGGAGGCAGAGACGUCGACUGCGCCGCAGAGCAAAACUGAAUCAGAAGAAGAAAAGUCGAGGAGUCGUGUCGAGAUCGAAGCGCCGAACGGAACGAAACGAACGGAACUGAACGGAAGUGCAGUGCAAAGCGGAAACGGAAGCUGGAGCAGUAUUCCCACUUAGUGCUUGGCACGCACACAGGCUUACUCGCACACACACUCUCUACCGAACUCACACGCACGCACACACGUGCGUUUGGCGGGUUCCCCUUUUAUUGUUAUUUAUAAUUUACAAAACGCGUGCUGCAAGCGAUCGACUUUUUUUGCAAAUUUUUUUAACGUGCUCUCUUUUUAUAUACCAAAAAAUACAAAACACAAAAAAUAAAAAAAAAAAACAAAAUAUAUAAAAUAAUAAACAACAACCCAAUACAGCAGCGAGAACAACAACGUGCGGUGUUGUGAGCUUGCCACAAAAUCAAAUGAAAGUCCAACCGCAAAGUAAAGCAAAGAGAAAGUCGACAAACGUGGCAAUAUGCAGUGCGUGUGCAUAGAAAAACCAGAUAUACAGCGGCCACAGGGUAAAGUACUUUGGACAAGUGAAAAAUCCCUCAAACGCCAGUGAAAAUCGAAGGAAAAACCAACACAACUGCAUACGCAAAGAAAAUCGCUGGAAAACCGGACAAAAUGUUUGGCAGCCAAAGUGGCUGCCUUUGAGGCUGACACGAAGACCUUUUUUAAGAAAAAAGCCUACAGGAACUAAAAAACUUUCAAAUUAUUACGAGAAUCUUCUAUAUUUGAAACAUUUUCAAAUUCAAAUUUAAAUAACUUUAUUCUUAAUAACCUAAUUGAUAAUUAAUUACAUAAUAGUAAACAAUGCUCAAAUAGACUGAAAUAGAGUCCAAAUAUAUUACGAAAGUAAAAUGCAAUUAAUUCAACAUAUCAUAUAAAUUAAUUAGAACAAAUUGCAUUUAAGUUAUUAACAAAGCAAAAGCAAAACCAAACAAGCGAAUAAUAAUUACACAAAAACAAAGGCCAGCAAAACCAAUGAACAAAAGUCAAAAAUACACAGAAAAAAGCAAUAAUUAAGUGAACAAAAAGAGAUCAAAGUGUAAAAAGUGUGUGGUGGCUCCAUCGCGAAGAACCAACAACCUUUAUUAUACUGUAUAAUUCAAUUCAUUUUAAAUUCGCCGUUUAGUUCGCGUUCCAAGUAAAUUCAAUACACAAUAAUGUUAAUUCCAAAAGCCAGAAGUGCGGCGACAUAAAUGGACCAUCAAUCGUAGAGGCAGCCGAAAAGAAAUCAAGAUCGUCGAGUGUCUAUGAGGACAGCUGAAAGUAUUUUGUUUUUUUUUUUUGGGGGCGUGGCUCCAACUGUCCCACGCCGACUCGCACGCACGCCCACAGGAGCAAGUGAGACGGCAGACGCUAGUGCGAAAGAGAGGGCGAGGCAGAUGUGCGAGCGGCGGUGAGUGAGCGGAUUCGGAUUUCGGAUUCCGGAUUCCGGGGGCGGAGUAGGCGGAAGUGGCGCAGAAGGACGCAGGACGAAGACCAUGGAUUGGACUCGGUGGCAAAUGGCCAGAGAAAGAGCUGGCAACCCUGGACAAGUCAGGAACAACCCUGGGCGCAAGGAUUGCGAUCGCGAGACCCGAUUGGAGUGGUUGCCCAUUUGAUUCGUUGCGGCUUCACACGUAGGUUCUAUCAGUCAGUCAGUCAGUCAGUCAGUCAAUCAAUCAGUCAGUCAGUCAGUCACACACUCAAUAAAUCAAUCGUGCCACAGUGCUCGAUUGUCGUUGUCCCCCCACAUCAUCAGUUAAAAAACAGAAAUACAAUAGCAAGCAAUCAAGACAUGCACAUUAUUGUAAAUACUCAAAACUCAAAACUAGUUUCAUAAAAGUAAAAACAGAUAAUCAAAAACUCAAAACCGAAAAAAAAAAAACAAAAUAAAAGUGCAGUGUUCAGUGUUCAUCGAAGGAGGAAAAACGGACGGCAGAGGAAAAUCGAGUGGGAAAAAUACCAAAAGUGAGAGGGCGGCCAAGGGCUGCCCCGCAACAACUAAAAACCAAAACAAGAAAAAAAUCAACGAGAUCAACAACUUAAAUCGACAAAAGCAACAAAAACAACAACAACAACAACAGCAUAACGCCCCCAACACUGCCAAUGCCAUUGCCAUUAUCAAGAUCAACGUUCGUUCAUCAUCGUUCGUUUAGAUUUGACACAAGGUUCUAUCACGCAAACUAAAGCCACAUCUUGUUGCGGACACCGUUAAGCAGUAUAUAAGUCGGGCCCAACGCACAACCAAAAAGGGUUCUCAAGAGCAGCAAAAUAUGGAGUUUUUACGCGGCGUCUAUGCGUUUAUGCAAGUGAGUAGAUCAUCGGUGUCUCAUGUCAAAAUCGAUUCACCUGUUUUUCGCCUGCACACCAACGCAACGGUUAUAUUACUGAUCACAUUCUCGAUUGCUGUGACGACGCGGCAGUACGUAGGAAAUCCCAUAGACUGUGUACAUACAAGAGACAUUCCCGAAGAUGUUCUCAACACAUAUUGUUGGAUACACUCAACGUAUACAGUGGUCGAUGCGUUUAUGAAGAAGCAAGGUUCCGAGGUGCCUUUUCCCGGAGUUCACAAUUCACAGGGCCGCGGGCCUCUUACAAUAAAGCACACAAAAUAUUAUCAAUGGGUAGCGUUUACACUAUUUUUUCAGGCAAUCUUAUUUUAUACACCAAGAUGGCUGUGGAAAUCUUGGGAGGGUGGCAAGAUUCAUGCGCUCAUCAUGGACUUAGACAUAGGCAUUUGUUCCGAAGCCGAGAAAAAACAAAAAAAGAAAUUACUUUUAGAUUAUUUGUGGGAAAAUUUAAGAUAUCACAAUUGGUGGGCGUACAGAUAUUACGUGUGUGAGCUGCUCGCCCUUAUAAAUGUGAUAGGUCAAAUGUUUCUUAUGAAUCGAUUUUUCGAUGGCGAAUUUAUGACAUUUGGCCUGGAUGUGAUAGAUUAUAUGGAGACCGAUCAGGAAGAUCGCAUGGAUCCGAUGAUUUACAUAUUUCCCAGAAUGACCAAAUGUACAUUUUUUAAAUAUGGUUCAAGUGGGGAGGUGGAGAAACACGACGCCAUUUGCAUUUUACCAUUAAACGUUGUUAAUGAGAAGAUUUACAUUUUCCUUUGGUUUUGGUUUAUAUUAUUAACGUUUCUCACAUUAUUAACGCUAAUAUACAGGGUGGUUAUUAUAUUCUCACCUCGAAUGAGGGUCUACUUAUUUCGUAUGCGAUUUAGGUUAGUGCGUCGUGACGCUAUUGAAAUAAUCGUUCGUCGUUCGAAGAUGGGCGAUUGGUUUUUGUUGUAUUUACUAGGUGAAAACAUAGAUACAGUUAUAUUUCGUGAUGUUGUACAGGACUUAGCGAAUCGUUUAGGACAUAACCAACACCACAGGGUGCCUGGCUUAAAAGGUGAAAUACAGGAUGCAUGAUAUUGGGAGUAUUAGAAGCAAUACAAAAUGCAAUUUGUCGUCUCCAUUUAAAAACCAUCGAAAUCAACAACAUUUGUCAACAACAACAACAAAAACAAGACUAAGAAAGAAAAGCUACAACCACAAUGGAAUCUAGAGAUCUUCGCAGCAGCCGCUUCAUUCAAAGAACCCAACACACCGCUUAAAAAUCUUUAAAACAAAAAACGUAUCUUAAAAAUACAACCAAAAAAACUAUCGUCAGCGCAGUCAGUCAUAAAUCAGCCAGCAUUCUCAACCACAUUGACUAUGAUCGAUAGCCGGCUAGUCAGUCUAUCGAUAGUCGAUACAAACACAUCCAACCACAGCAGAGCAUUGAGCAAAAUAAUAUCGAAGCGGAAACGGAAAUGGACGGAAGCAGGGAGAAAUAUGGAGAAAAUAGGAAAACACCAACAACCACGCAACGAAAGUAAAUUUUUAAAUUCAAUGGCAAUUAAGUAAAGUAACAAGAAAAUGGAAAACGGAUAAAGAAAGGAAGGAAAGGAAGCCCUGGGACUUCCGGACAGGAUUCCCCAACCGAUGGCAAUUAGCGCCUGUCGUCGGCCAGGGAUCACAAGGUCACAAACCACGAAAGGAUCGCUUGGUAAUCAUCAGCGAUCAGCGACCCAUAGAAAAGUUGCCCCAAGGACAAGGUCAAAGUGUGAGAAGAAGAAGAAAAACAACAACAACAACAACCGAAGAAAGAACAGCAGCCAAAAUGGACAGCACCGGAAACGGAAACAGACACACACAAACACUGAAAACGCACACACACAGACGACAAAACACACACACUCACGCUUACAGCGACAUCACUCAUACGCCCCGUAGAACACAUCGCACUUUGCUUGUCACGCAGCGUUAACUAAACCAAACAUCAACAAAGUCGAGACGACGCCCGCGGAAAAUUGCAUUUCUGUAUAAACCCAAAAAAAAAAAAACGAGAAGAAGAAGAAGAACAACGAGAAAAUCAGCAUCACUUUCACCGAUGAGAAGCAGGAGUACCAUAAAAACGAUGCAACAAGAUCAAUAACAGCAAAACGACAGGCUGGGGAAGGAAAAGCAUCCCCGCCUCCCGAAAACAGCAAAAGAAAGUCAAGAAAAUCGCAAGUGGAAAUCGCAGAGAAGAGUAACAGUUUAAUUAAAUUAAAUUCAAUUCAAUUAAAUUACUUAUUACAAUGAUAUCUUGAAGUGUUCAUGUAUUCGAAUGUAGGUUAACUAAGUCAAGCAUACAAAUAAUUCUACAUAUAUAAUAUAUAUAUUAUAUAUAUAUAUAAACAUUUUUUUUCUAACUCUAAGCAUUUGUAUUACCCGCUAAACAAAUGAACAACAAAACAAAAACAAAAACGAAACGAACAAAAAAACAAAAACAAGGAAAAAAGCAACCAAAAAAAUGAAAACUGAAAACAGAAAACACAAUUUUUUGUAUACAGACGGAAAUGAAAAAUUGAAAACCGAAAAGAGCAGAUAGAGAAAUAAUAAUGAAGAAAACAAAGAACAGGAAAAAAACCGAGACGAAACGAACAGAAAAUAUCAGUAAAUAUCAAAGAAAGUUCAGAAAAUACCAUACCGAAUACCGAAAACCGAAACAAAAGAUACAUUUACAUAGUUUAAUUAGAAGAAACUAUAGCGCGCAUCAUUAUAUAACCGAAAACCGACCGAACAUAACGCAACUCCCACAACAAAGACAGACAGACGGAAACGGAUAUGUCUUAAGCUCACACACACACACACCAUACCAUACCAUACCACACCACACUCAAACACACACAGACACAGACACAAGCGUAUAUAGCAUGUAAAGCAUAUAUAUAUAUAUAUAUAAUUAUCGAUCGAUCAUUCAGCAAAAGAGAGCAGCCAACAUUCGCAGCAUAAAUCAAUUAACUCCACUAAUAAUAGAGCAUAUUCAACUCUCUCUCUCUCUUCGAAAAAAAUACGCCUAGUACUCAAGAGGAAAAUGCGAAAAGUCCCCGGGAAAAACGGGCGGGACACUCACACGCUUAACCAUAUGAAUCAAGUGUAAACAUAACGAUAAUAAUAUAAUACCGCUUGCGAUUUAAGUCCUUUAAGCGAGCGUUCAGUUUGGAGUUUGACAAUUCGCCAAGUCAAAAGGCAUUGCAGGUGGCCCUACAGUGAAACCUCCCGAUAACGGCCCCCCGCCAAGAGUUAGUCACCCAUCCACAAGUUCAUCAUGUGCUACAAAUCGUAAUAUCCGUCCAGAAAACCUUUUGAAGCGCACCUCCCACUCUCCACUUGGAGAUCCGAAUAACUUUUCCUUUUUGGAUCCUUCUGACUUCCGAAACCCCCAAGAAAUGGACCAAAGAACCAGUCACGCAGAUGCCUCAAAAGUUUUUCCCCCGUACUUCCCCAUCUCUCUAAGGACGACCAAAACACAGCCAGAAAAAGCCAAGCCAGAGAUGCAAAUCUAACAACAAAUGUCACUGCCAACAAACCAGUUAAAUCAAGUUAAAAUAGUUAAAGACCAUAUAAGAACUAAAUGAGUGGGGGGCUCCAUUUAAAAAAGUGAGGUUUUUUCGUGGGGUCAACUGCAAUACUGAAAGUAGUAGAGAAAAAGCGAAAGGAAUUACACCUCCCAAGAUUGUUCCUUGUCUCAGAAUCAGGAAUUGCUCAAAACCUGACUCCUUUCGGAAUUUACUUUGGAUUCAAAUCAUCUAAUUUGAGUGCUUUUUCCGUCUACUCACACUACUCAGCAUACUCAAAGACGCAUUACGAUUUAGAGGGAGGAGAAGUGGGUGUAAGGUUGAAGCGAAAAAACAAUAAAUGUAACAAUAAAUGGUAAUAAGUAAUUUUAGCGUAUUUUUUUUAACAGCUUAUAGCCAACUAAGUAACGUAAUUGUAAUUCUAGUUCAAACUGAACAUUUUUUGUCUGCGUUUUUUUUUUGUCGUGGAUUCGUAGGUUUAAGCCACUCACACAUACAGCCACAAACAACACCAACACACAGACACGCAAUAAGAGAGAAGGUAAACGAAAAGCAAAUGUAUAAAUAUCGAGGAUACUUACACUGUAAUUAUAGGGGGCGAAUAAGAAGGAAUACCAUACCAAAACGUAAGCAUAUUACAAGGAAAUUGCCAUUAGUCGAUAGUGUUAAAGCGAUACGUAUAUGAUCUACAUGCUAGGCUAAUGAAAAUUAAAAGAAAACAAAACAAAACAAAGAAAAGAAAAUGAAACGAAAACGAAACACAGAAUACUUAGUGUAGCUAAAGAUGGAAACUCUCGUAUCUCGUAACUUGUAACUCCAACUAAAAGCAAUUGUAAAAUAUCGUAACAGUACUAGGGGCGAUCGAACAAACAAACAAAGGCAAACGAACAACACGCAAGACUUUAUUUUUCAAAGUGUUUGCCGCAGAAUAUUAACUCGAGGAAUUCGAAUUGUACUAGCUGAAAUUAGAGGUUAAGAAGGACAUUUCAUAGACGCAAUCUUAGAAGCAAUAAGCACAGGCGGAAACGGAAACGAUAACAAAAACGGAAGUGGAAACAGGCAGAGCUAACUGUAACAUCGAUGACUUUUCACCACGUUUCACCACCUCCGGUACAGUUCUGUCCACUUCUCACCACACAGCACGGCACUUCUCUCUCUUUCUCACUCUUUUUUCCCGUCUCUCUCCCACUGAACUCUUUUUUUUUCUUCCCGUGGACUUAAAAAGCCUGUUUUCACCAAGAAAAAGUUUAAUUUGCCAUAUGUACAUAUUCGAUAAAAUGUGUGAACGGUGAGUUUACACUGAUAUUGUGUGUGCUAGUGCAGUCUAUAAAAAACUUUUAUCGAGCAAAACGUGUGCUAUUUCUCGUACAACUUCCGCUGUUAGUGAAAACAGGCUACAAAUCUGGUUUAUCUCAUAAAAAAUAUCUGUUUCUGUAAGAAUAUGACGAAUUUCUGUUAAAAAUAUUGUAUUUGUUUUUAGUGCCACAUAAUAUUAGUGAAUGUUUGUGUUUGUUUGUUCAUUUGUUUGUUUGAUUGUUCCCGGUCUGAAUUUGGUUUCUGCCAUAUUGUUUGUGUAUAUUUAUUAUGUAUUCUUUGGUGGCUAAGGUAAAGUUUUAGUUUUGUAACUUCUAUCGUACUUUCUCACUUAUUUGUUCUUUCGUGCAAUAAAAACGAGACUUGUAUA
Molecule: messenger RNA, 8320 nt
Organism: Drosophila ficusphila
Lineage: Eukaryota; Metazoa; Arthropoda; Insecta; Diptera; Drosophilidae
Gene: shakB
Product: innexin shaking-B
Exons: 11
Coding region: 3047-4180 (377 amino acids)
Cellular component (GO): gap junction; plasma membrane
Molecular function (GO): gap junction channel activity
Source: RefSeq, a predicted model, not a curated record